CUUUGUAGGUCGCUCAUGGCGCAAGGUUUCGUUGUUGUCGGUCUUUGCUCUCAGUUAUCUGACUGCUUAACUAUAGCUGCUGUGUUAUUACUAAUAGUUGUCAAUCCUUUUCACUAAUAAGCCUUACUUAAAACUCACUGUGCUUUCGUCUUCCAGAUUCUCUCACGCUACGUAGCGUGAGUGAACAGUACUGUUCACUCUUCCAGUGCAUAACAUACAACCACGCUAAACGCGAACCUGCCAAAGACCUAACUUUACAUCGGAUGGCUGAUGAAAUUCGCGAUCCACCUCCCGGCCUUUCAGACUUAGCGGUUAUUAAUAGAGGUCAGAAAAUUAUUGAUGAAUUAAAAAAGUCAGACUUUCCUUCGAAAUACGCACUCUAUGCUGCUGUUUUUACUGGCUUUCGUUCAGUUCGUCUGGCAGCUGAAUGGAUAUCAUCCCGCUUAAAUGAUCCACUUUUCAUCAAAGAUUUUGAAGUCGAUUUUCAUGUACUCCUAAGUCUGGGAGGAAACUUUGAAUCGGACGUCUCGUCCUUUUUGUCAGCCGCGCGAGUCGCUUUAGGAUGGGACUAUGUUUGUGAUCAUCGGGCGCAAAUUCCUUUGCUUCAUCUGAGAGUCAAACCCCAUGAUGCACUUCAUUUAAAAUCCGUUUUCGUGAAAUCGUUCGGUCUGUCGAUUCCUCUUCUAGUGACUGAUGACAAGCCCCUGGAGUUCUUAGUAAAUACGGACACCUCUGUUGUAUGCAAAUUUUCCGACUCCAGGAUAUAUACUCUGCUUCAAAAGCUUUCAGAAACCUUUCUUGAAAACUUGAAAAAAGCUGACGUAAACGUCUGCGUGGUUUCUAAUCCAGGCAAAUUAAAUUAUCCUUUCACAUUAGUCAGUGGUAUUAAUAAUGCUGAAAAAAAUUCGGUUUUGAUUCAACUAAAUGAAAUGUAUUUAUCUAAUCAUUACAUUAUUAACGAAUUCGACCAAUCGGUUAAUAAUCAGUCAAAGUUCUGUUUAUACUCACAUGAUCCUCGUCUGAGAGAUCCAAGUUAUGAGGUAUUUGAAAUGUUAACAGAUGUAGAAUUCUAUCCAUUUUCCCCACUAAUCAGUUCACAUAUCACUAAUGAUUGUAAUAAAACCGGUGAUCAGAAAUCUUCAACUUUUAUUGCUUGUGAUACUAAAUUGACAGAUAGUUCUAAUGACAAUCACUCGCAAUGUGAUGUAUCUUUGAAUCAAGUCCCUGCUUGUGUGAUCAAUUCUCCUGGAUGUCGAGAACGUUUUCUAGAACAUUACGUUGGUGACUACAUAUUACUGUUUGAUUCAGUUUCUCUUACUGAACGACAAGGAUGUCCAGUAGGAAUUAAUUUGUGCACUGGUGAGUCUGGUUUGUUUAACAUAUCUGCUGGUAGACGUGUACCACAAAGUCAAACUUGGACAUUACAUUGUUCCGUCCCACUAAACUUUACUUCUUCAGCUAAAUCAUGCUUCAAACAACAUUGCCCAACUAGUACAAAUAAUGUAAAUUAUAGUGAAGAAUUUAAAAAGUUAACAAGUCAAAAUUCAAGUCUUAUUGCAAAAAAUACAAAUUCAACUUGCCAUGUCCUAUCACCAUGUCUUUCAAAUUCAUCGGAAUAUUCCUCUUCCUUUUUUUCAUCAUCAUCAUCAUCAUCUAGUGAUCCUGUAAAGAGUAAAUCAAGUGUACAAACAUCCAUAACAACCAACAAUAAUAAUAAUAAUAAUACAGACAAACACAUAUCUGAUAAUCGAUGUGAUUCAUACUUCACUAGUGGUGCAAAUUCAACUUGUCAAAAUGAAUUUCAAUUAUCAUUAAAUAAUGAUGAAUUAAAUGAAGCUAAUUCUAAAUAUACUAAUAAUUAUCAAUCAACAGUUAAACGUCAUACUCAUAAUAAAUCAAGACAAAUCUAUGUUAUGCGACAUGCUGAACGUGUAGAUAUUAGUUUUGGUCAUGGAUGGAUUACUCAAUGUUUCAAUCAUAAAGGAGUUUAUCGUAGAUUUAAUUUAAACCUCCCACCUUGGCUACCUACUCGGACGGAUUGUCUUGAAUAUAUUUUAGAUUCACCGAUUACCCAAAUUGGUUUAUUUGUAUCAGCUGAAACCGGUCGCGCUUUGGCAGAUGCUGGAGUUUAUUUCACAGCGUGUUAUUGUUCUCCAGCGUUUCGAUGUGUUCAAACUGCUUGUGAAUUAUUAAGAGCUAUGGGUCGUUCGGAUUUAUCAAUUCGUAUAGAACCACAUUUAUUCGAAUGGUAUGGUUGGUAUGUUGGUGGUUGUAUACCAAAAAUGAUGACUGUACAUCAAUUGAAACAAGCUGGUUAUAAUGUAGAUACUAAUUAUACAUCACUUAGCUCAUACAAUGAUAAUGAUAAAUAUGAAUCUAUUCAAGGUUAUUGUGAUCGUACAGCUGUGUUAAUUAAGCGUAUUUUAAAUGUUCAUAAGUCGAAAGAUACUUGUUUAUUAAUUGUAGCCCAUGCAUCAUCAUUAGAUACUUGUACACGUCAUUUAGUAUGUCAUAAAUUUAGAAAUAAUUUAUCAUCAAAUGAAUUUCAUCAUCGUACAUCAAUUGUACCAUAUUGUGGUUUAUUAUUAGCACAAGAAAAUCGUCGAUGGAAUUUAAUUAAUCCACCAAUACCAAAUUCAUGUUCAUAUACAAGAAAUAUUGAUUUUGAUUGGAAACAAUUACUUGGACCAUCAUUAUGCAAUUUUAAAUUACGAUAAAUAAUAAUAAUGAAUUUUUUUUCUGGUUAGCGUUUUUUUUUUUAGCGAGUUAGUUUUCUACGGGAUGCGGCCGCUAACCUCAUGCCCAACUCUCCUCUUUUAUCUGAGCAUGGGACUGGCAGUAGCCCCCGGAAGGACUCCAGGCGGAGUAAAUAAUAAUAAUAAUACUAAAAUGAAUUAUAGAAAAUAGAAUUUAAUUCUUUUAUUCAUUUAUAAAUCUGCAUUUAAUUCAAUUUCUUCUUAAUUACCAUUUUAUCUCAAGGUUUUACAUAUCGUUUUUUUUCCUUUUCUUUUUUUUUGUUUUCAAUUUGGAUACAGCUUCAUAUCUGUAUUGUUAUUUCCUUUAUUUUGUUUUUGUCGUUGCAUUUAUUCAUUCUUUUUGGUGUAUCUUUUAUUUUUUUCCCCAAUAUUUUCAAUUAUAUGGAUCUUAAUGAAUACCUUUGAAAUGAGAAUUAUACAUGAGUAACAUUCUGUGUAUACAAUUCACAUAUUAUUUGUUUAUUGGAUCUGUAUAAAUCUGAUUGUUUAUUAUCAGAAUAUUAUUCAAUAACUUGACUUAUAGUUUACAAUAUAUAGUACAUUUGAUUAGAUGAAAUGUAUUUACAGUUAUAACUAUGUAAUUUAUAAUGUUUCUUUUGAUACUUGACAAAUCUAUUUAAAAAGAAAAAAUGUAUCUAUUUAAUAAUUUAUAUUUAAAAUAACCGCCAAUUUCAUUUGUUCAAAAAUCAAUUUUAUUCCAGGUAUUUGAAAAAUGAAACAAACUAUUUAGCUGAAUUUAUUUAGCAGAAAUAGGGAUUAAUAUAUUAAACGAAGAAUAUUCAAAUGCCCUGGUACAGCCGAGAAAGAGGAGAGUCCGUUCUCUCUAUCGAAAUGCUCUCACAUGGCCACGCGUAUAUAGCCUCUGCCAGGGAAGUCCUACUCACUACCUUCUCGUGGUGGUGGUGUUGUUUACGAAAAUGAGAGGACGUAAAGCGAAUGUCCGGAGCUUUAACCGGAUUGCAAACCAAAUCAACGGUGCACAUUGGCUGCAGAAUCCUGAGGGAACAAAUGGCGUAUGAACCAAUCGUUGGUCACCGGCUCCCAUGGGACUGCACCUCCUUACGUUGCUCCACUGCCUUGUGGAUCAGACCUUUAGAUCGAAGGCCCCAGGUGUGGCCUCCUAAGAAAACCACCUGGUUCGGUUUGGGCACCCGGGCAGUAUCACAGCCCUCACACAUAUCGAAUGAGAUUUGUGUGGUGCAUAUGUAUUUGGUGCCUCGUUGUACCAAUAUCUAUGUGUUAAAAAUAAAUUCUUUUCAGGUUCCUAUAAUUCAUAUAUCCAAAUGAAUAAUCCGGAAAAAAAGGUAGUCAGGUUAAGGAGUGAAAGUACGUCGUUUAAAUUAUGUGAAUUUAUGAUUGUGAUAAACAAAAUACAAUAAAAUUGUUAAUGUUGAUAUUGACUCAGAUAAAAUGUUAACUUGAAUCUGCAUAUAUUUAUGAAGUGAAAAUUUGAAGAUCCAUGAUCAGAAUAAAUAUUGAGUCAAAUAGGUCUGAGAGAAAUAAUAAUGAAAUUACAAUUCGAUCAAAUGUUUAAUAGAAGGCUGUACUUUAUACUUUGCCUUUAACCCGACCAUUUUUCGGAUUAUUCAUUUAAAUAUAUAUAUGAGUUGUAGAGAACCUGAAGAGAAUUUAUCGAAAAGAAUAUUCUUUAUUCAAAUAUGAAUCUUUUAAUAUGAUGGGGAUCUUUAAAGUAUUAAUAUUAAUCUAUUACAAGAAGAGUAUAACUUUUCUUUUCACUCAAAUGUAUAUGCAAAUUCCUACCGUUGUUAUAUUUCUAUUCUCUUUAUUUUCAAUCUAUUCCAGAUUCAUUUUUGCUCUUGUUCCUCUUCAUUUAUGAUCAACGUAUGUAUAAUCACAUAAAAUAUUUCUUUUUUUAUUGAUGAAGAUGUAACCUGUUGUAUAUUCCAUAAGUGAAUGGUUUUGUAUUCCGUUAAUGAAUAAGUCAAUAAAUCAACUGUUUAUCUCGGUCCCUUUUAAUUUUUUUUUGUUUUUAGUUGUCCUAUGUGUGAUCGUUAUCAUUAGAUUUUUGAAGUCCUGUUUUCUUUGUGUGUAUGUGUGUAUUCGCCUGCUUACAGUUCUACUGUGUUGUUUAUCAUAUCUGUUUUUAUUACGGAUCUGUUCCUGGAUUGUAUACCUAUAUCGUAGUUUCUUGAUUUUGUUGUAUGAAUGAUACAGAAAUUUUAAAGUGUAUUAUCAAAAUUUUCCUACUGAUUAUUUUAUACUUUAUUCUUGCUAGAAAUCGCUGGAGACCUAUUCUCUGUACCAAUAAUUGUAAAGUAUUCAUCUUGGUUAGCGGAAGGCUGACGUUAUUAAAUAAACAAUCUGGAUGAACGA
This is a messenger RNA of Schistosoma haematobium, 5090 nucleotides long. It is a transcript of the gene UBASH3B, whose product is annotated as Ubiquitin-associated and SH3 domain-containing protein B. NCBI's taxonomy places the organism in Eukaryota, Metazoa, Platyhelminthes, Trematoda, Strigeidida, Schistosomatidae. The transcript has 12 exons. The record is from RefSeq and is a predicted model, not a curated record. Bases 264 to 2717 code for a protein of 817 amino acids.